CCCGAGUCUAACCUAGACAUCGCCUCACCGUCCCAAUAAAUUCUCCCGGUUCCUCACCUAGCUAGCCCAAUACGCAAAGAAGCUCCCGUCUCUCGUUUGCUCUUCCGCCGCCGCGUACGUCUUGUUGCUAGGGUUUCGUUUCGCCUCCCAAUCGUCUGAUCGAUGGCGGCCGAGGAAGGCGAGAAGAAGAUGAUCACGCUCAAGAGCUCGGACGGUGAGGAAUUUCAGAUCGAGGAGGCGGUCGCCAUGGAGUCGCAGACCAUCCGCCACAUGAUCGAGGACGACUGCGCCGACAACGGGAUCCCGCUCCCCAACGUCGACUCCAAGAUCCUCUCCAAGGUCAUCGAGUACUGCAAGAAACACGUCCAGGCCAGCCCCAAACCGGCCGACUCCGGUGCUGCCGCCGACGCCAGCUCCUUCACCUCUACUGCAGCCGCCGCCCCUGCCGAGGACCUCAAGAGCUUUGACGCCGAGUUCGUCAAGGUCGACCAGGCCACCCUCUUCGACCUCAUCCUGGCUGCAAACUACCUCAACAUCAAGGGAUUGCUCGACCUUACUUGCCAGACCGUUGCAGACAUGAUCAAGGGGAAGACCCCGGAGGAGAUCCGCAAGACUUUCAACAUCAAGAAUGACUUCACACCCGAGGAGGAGGCGGAAAUCCGCAGGGAGAACCCGUGGGCUUUUGAGUAGAGAAGAGAAGCAUUUAGUUAGGCACGGUUUCAUUGAAUUACUGCUUAGUAUUCAUCUUUUAUACUUCGUAUUAUGCAAGAAGAAACCUAUCGUGGUCGGUUGUCAUUAGUUCAUUACUUGUGAAACUGAAUUGUUAUUUGUCAAGUGGAUGUUUUGAUUGAUAACAUUAUCCUUAGCUGAUUUAUGCGUGUGAUUUGAGAUAUUUUUGGCUAACUUGAAAUAGCCAUAUUGUUUCCGAUUUUAUAUAUACAGAUUUGCUAAAGAUCUGUUGACAUGAUUUUCA
Triticum aestivum (bread wheat) is the source of this 973-nucleotide messenger RNA. Its product is annotated as SKP1-like protein 1. Bases 163 to 690 code for a protein of 175 amino acids. The record is from RefSeq and is a predicted model, not a curated record. The transcript has a single exon. Gene Ontology annotation, biological process: ubiquitin-dependent protein catabolic process. NCBI's taxonomy places the organism in Eukaryota, Viridiplantae, Streptophyta, Magnoliopsida, Poales, Poaceae.